AUGUCGGUCUACUUCAAAGGCGCCACACAGAACUCCGACUGUGACUCUCCUCCUCAGAAUCACCCAUCGCCACCGAACCUUCUUGCAUCUCAAUCAUCUGCCGCGGCUCAAGCCUCAUUAUCGAACAAGGCUUCUGAUCACAACAUUGAAGCAAAGAAAAUAGUCGACCCCACCUCUCGCCAGCCGAUAUGCCACAACCAAUUUCUAGGCCUUGGUUGCAUACCGAAUCCUCUGCUCAUCAAGCAAUACCACUCGUCUAUUAUAGUCGACAUUCACUCCGGCUCCCCCUCACCUCCCGAAUCUCACAUUGCCUGUGCAGGGAGCUCCAGCCCUGACAAUCCCAACAUCAAUGGUAGUCAAUCCUCCGAACAGGGCCUACAAUCCUUCAGUCGCCAGCCCUCACCCUGUGGACCGGAGGACCCAGCCUUGCUAGAUAAUGCGCCCAGUCUGGAUACGAUAUCGCCUCCUCCAUCUGCCCCACCAAUGCGCUUCUCAACUACAGCCAGGCCUCUGAUUGAUCCUUCCGGUCUCUUGGCGGACUCAUCCUCUCAUCAAUCUCACUGCCGCAUCACUGAGUCAGCCGCCUCCGCUCUCUUCAGUGGGAAAGUGUCAUCCAGGAACUCACAUUUGAACAUGACCUUGCCCUGCAACCUGCGCACUCUAUCAACCGCCUCGACCUCUACAACCGACUCAAGUCCGUGUUCUGACCUGGGAUUCAGCCAAUCUCUCGCCCACCAGUCAAUCUCCGCCCCGGUUAUGCACUAUUCCGAUGGCGAAGAGUACCUCUCGACGCCACUCACCCCACCCUCUGUCCUGUUCCCCUCCUCCAUCCUACUUACCUCGCAUCCUUUGUCACAAUCGGUCCCCUCAGGGCCUCGACCGCAGUGCGCCCACAGCACUUCUGUACAAACCAACCCCUCGCCACCGUCAGUCUCGCCCUUGAGCUAUCUUCCCUCGGUAUAUCACUCACCCCACAAGGCCAACUUCACCGAUUUCCUUGCAGAGCAAUUCCUCAAGAUUCAGUCUCUUUCUCCCAUUUCCACGUCCUCAGGUGUCUGUCAAAGUCAAGCCGAAGCAGCCGACCAAUGUCGCCAAAUCAAGUUGGAACUCAACGAGUACAUCCUCAAGAAUUCGUUCAACCAUCAUUCGUAUCACUCCCCCGCGCACACUGAUAAUCUUCAGCAGAACGAAAUCAUCAUCCUCAACGGCUUGAUUCAUCUCUUGGACGACAAGUUGGUCAAUUUGCAAAAUGGUCUCACAUCUGCCGAUACACAUUCAAAUGUUGAACGGGCAGAACCUCAGAGCAAAUAUGAGAUUGACGAGGCUCCGGUUGUUGAUUACAUCACCACUGAAACUAAGCAGGAAACUUUGAAACCUUACAAAAUUGUCGUUAAUAACAAAGAGCUUACCGCGGAGGAAGAGUUGAAAUUACUGAAGGCACAAGUUAGCGACUUUGCCCGGGUCUGCAAGGCCGUUGCCAGGGGAGAUUUAUCGCAAACUGUCACCAUCAAUGUUCAAGGUCAUGAUUUGACAGAGCUGAAAGCUGUCGUCAACGGAAUGGUCCAACAGCUGAGGUGUUUCGCCGGGGAAGUGACAAGGGUGUCUAUUGAGGUCGGAACAGAAGGUAGGUUAGGCGGGCAGGCAGUCGUCGAAGGUGCCGAGGGUGCUUGGCGACAACUCACCGACGUCGUCAAUACCCUCGCCGCCAAUCUCUCCGAACAGGUACGCGCCAUCGCAGGCGUGACUAAGUCAAUCUCCAGAGGCGACCUCAGCCAAAAGAUCCAAGUUGAGGCCAAGGGCGAGGUUCAGGAACUGGCAAUUACUAUCAAUGACAUGACCGACCAGCUGAGAUCGUUCGCAGAGGAAGUCAGUCGGGUAGCAUUAGAUGUGGGAACUAAAGGACGACUUGGCGGGCAGGCUGUGGUGCACGGCGUUGAAGGCACAUGGAAAACGCUUCGAGACAACGUGAAUCAAAUGGCAUCCAACCUAACCAGUCAAGUCAGGAGUAUAGCCACUGUCACUUCUGCAAUCGCGGCUGGGGAUCUGAAUCACAAGAUCGAAGUCGAGGUGAUGGGCGAGAUGGCCGAGCUGAAGCAGACUGUCAACGGAAUGGUCGACAAGCUCAAAGUUUUCUCAACCGAAGUGACUAGAGUAGCGCUCGAAACAGGAGUACAUGGGAACCUCGGUGGUCAAGCCGUCGUUGAAGGUGUCCAAGGUGUCUGGCUCGACUUGACCUCGAACGUGAAUCGGAUGGCUAAAAACCUGACCGACCAAGUCCGAGAAAUCGCAAUCGUUACCACAUGUGUGGCCAAGGGGGACCUCACCCGUCUGAUCACCGUGUCGGCUCAGGGGGAGAUUCUCGAGCUCAAGUCGACGGUCAACUCGAUGGUUUCCACGCUCAGAUCAUUCGCUGAGGAAGUCAGCAGGGUUGCACUCGAGGUUGGAACUGAGGGCAAACUGGGAGGAAAAGCCCAAGUCCAAGAUGUUUUCGGAACAUGGAGAACGCUGACUGACAACGUCAAUACGAUGGCCCACAACUUAACCACCCAGGUCCGAGGGAUCGCCAAGGUCACAACAGCGGUCGCGAAGGGAGAUCUCAGUCAGAAGAUCGAGGUGGACGUCAAAGGGGAAGUGCUCGAGCUGAAGUCUACCGUCAAUGGAAUGGUAGAUUCCUUGCGGCUCUUCGCUUCGGAGGUCACCAGGGUUGCGCGAGAAGUCGGAUUUGAUGGCAAGCUUGGAGGUCGUGCAAAUGUGGAAGGGGUCAAUGGCGAAUGGAGAAACCUGACUGAUUGUGUGAAUACCAUGGUCGACCGCUUGACCAGUCAAGUUCGAUCAAUUGCAAUCACCACCACGGCUGUCGCCCAAGGAGAUCUAACCAUGAAGGUAGAUAUUGAGGCCGCGGGAGAAAUCGCCGAAUUGAGAGACACGGUUAAUACUAUGAUUGACCGACUGAACAUCUUUGCGUCAGAAGUAGGAAAAGUCUGCCUGGAAGUCGGAAAAAAUGGAAAUCUCGGUGUUACUGCUCAUGUGACUGACAUCGAUGGGACAUGGAAAGACCUCACGAAGCAGGUUAAUCAGAUGGCUAUGAACUUAACCGCUCAAGUGAGAGCAUUUGCACAGAUAUCAUCUGCAGCUACGAAUGGGGACUUCAGCGCCUUCGUGACUGUUGAAGCAUCGGGUGAGAUGAACAGUCUGAAGAACCAGAUCAAUUCAAUGGUGUUCAGCUUGCGCGACGCCCUCCAGAAAAAUACCGCGGCUAGAGAAGCCGCUGAGAUGGCCAACCGGAGCAAGUCGGAAUUUCUGGCGAACAUGAGUCACGAGAUUCGCACACCUAUGAAUGGAAUCAUCGGGAUGACCCAAAUCACCCUCGCCACCGAGCUCACUCGCCAACAACGAGAAAACUUGACAAUUGUCUACGCAAUGGCCAACAAUCUGCUGUUGAUUAUUGAUGAUGUCUUGGAUCUAAGCAAAAUUGAAGCUGGUCGAAUGACGAUUGAGAAAGUCCCAUUCGCCCUCCGAACCUCAAUCUUCGAUGUACUUAAAUCGCUGGCUGUGAAGGCUCUGACCAGCAACUUACAGCUAGUUUUUGAGAUUGCCCCCGAUGUACCCGACUUUGUUGUUGGUGACCCAUUCAGAAUGCGACAGGUCAUCACGAACCUGAUUGGGAAUGCCAUCAAGUUCACCUCUCGCGGACAUGUUGGCCUAAGCUGUAAAGUAUCUACACUGGAUCCAGCCACCCGCGAACAUCGGCUUGAAUUUUGUGUCUUCGACACUGGGAUCGGAAUCAAACCCGACAAACUGAACCUAAUCUUUGACACUUUCUGUCAAGCUGACGGCUCAACCACCAGGAAAUACGGAGGCACCGGUUUAGGGCUCACGAUCUCGAAACGCUUGGUCAAUCUCAUGGAAGGCACUCUGUGGGUCGAGAGUGAAUACAACCAUGGCUCCCGGUUCUACUUCACCACCUCGGUUCAAUCGGACGAUGAUAAACCUUUCGAGAAGUGGGCCAAGAAGGCUGUCUACCCCCAGGCGCAGGUGCUCAUCGUCGCGAGAGAAUCCGGCGAAGAGAAGCAGAUCGUCCAAGUGGCCAAAGUCAUUGGGCUGUCUCUCACUGUCGUCGAGUCCUUGCAGGAAGCAAACGUACUAACCCUCAAAGACGCAAACCAGAAGUGGAGCGCAAUUAUUAUCGACUCACUGGAACGGAUUUCCCAACUGCGGGAUUAUGAAGGUCUGAGACAUAUCCCGACUGUCCUGAUCGCUCGGGAACUACCGAGGUUGGAUAUCAAAGUCUGUCUCGAUUAUGGCAUCGCCAACUGCAUCGAAUAUCCUGUUUCGCCCUCCAAUUUGUUCAACGCCCUUGCUCCGGCCCUGGAUCAAACCUUGACCACGGCGUCUUCGAACUGCUCGACGGUUUACAAGAUCCUACUGGCCGAAGACAAUCACGUCAACCAGAAAGUUGCGACGAAGCUGCUAGACAUGGGCGGACACAAGGUCGAGGUGGUCGACAAUGGCGAACUUGCAGUCGAAGCUGCUACCAAAAACACUUACGACCUGGUUUUGAUGGAUGUUUCCAUGCCCACAAUGGGUGGCUUGGAAGCUACUAGCUUGAUCCGCAAGCACGAGCAAGAGAAUCACCUCGAACGAGUCCCCAUCAUUGCCUUGACAGCUCAUGCAAUGCUCGGAGAUCGUGAAAGAUGUAUAGAUGCUGGAAUGGAUGACUACGUGACCAAACCUUUACGAAAAGCUGACUUGGACGCCUCGAUGAGUCGAUGUGUCGCGAUCGCCCGCGCCAGUCGUCAACCAGACACAGGCAACUUUCGCCAUCUGCCACAUAUCAAAGGCGUCGCCGAUCCUGAACCGGCGCCCUCCCUUUCUGCCCCGCCGACACCCUCCUCGCCCAUUAGUCUGAUCUGA
Molecule: messenger RNA, 4914 nt
Organism: Puccinia triticina
Lineage: Eukaryota; Fungi; Basidiomycota; Pucciniomycetes; Pucciniales; Pucciniaceae
Exons: 31
Coding region: 1-4914 (1637 amino acids)
Biological process (GO): phosphorelay signal transduction system; phosphorylation; cellular hyperosmotic response
Cellular component (GO): membrane
Molecular function (GO): phosphorelay sensor kinase activity
Source: RefSeq, a predicted model, not a curated record